Messenger RNA from Trematomus bernacchii (emerald rockcod), 2011 nucleotides. RefSeq names its product zona pellucida sperm-binding protein 4-like. Gene Ontology annotation, cellular component: egg coat. The record is from RefSeq and is a predicted model, not a curated record. Gene Ontology annotation, molecular function: structural constituent of egg coat; acrosin binding. Lineage: Eukaryota; Metazoa; Chordata; Actinopteri; Perciformes; Nototheniidae. Gene Ontology annotation, biological process: prevention of polyspermy; binding of sperm to zona pellucida. Bases 1 to 1944 code for a protein of 647 amino acids. The transcript has 8 exons.
AUGAAGUUGAUUUUUACUUUUUUGGCAGUUGCCCUGCUUGGCUGUCUGGCUGAUGCUCAAAAUGUAAAGGGGCACCCGCAUUGGCCAACGUGGCCUCAGGAUCCUCAGGAGCCCCCACCGUGGCCUCAGAUUCCUCAGGGGCCUCCGGAGCCCCCACCGUGGCCACAGUGGACUCAGAUUCCUCAGGGGCCUCCGGUGCCCGCACCGUGGCCACAGUGGACUCAGAUUCCUCAGGGGCCUCCGGUGCCCGCACGGUGGCCACUGUGGCCUCAGGAUCCUAAGCAUCAACACUUGCAUUCAGAUCAGCAGCCUAAACAGCCAACGAGGCCUCAGCUGCCCCAGCAGCCAACAACUCCCCCUAAAUGGAACCCACCUCAGCAGCCAACAACUCCCCCUAAAUGGAACCCACCUCAGCAGCCAACAACUCCCCCUAAAUGGAACCCACCUCAGCACCCUAAACAGCAUGAUCAACAUCCUAAACAGCCACAGUGGCUUCAGCAGCCAACAACUCCCCCUAAAUGGAACCCACCUCAGCAGCCUCAGCAGCCUCAGCAUCCUCAGCAGCCUCAGCAUCCUAAACAGCAUGAUCAACAUCCUAAACAGCCACAGUGGCUUCAGCAGCCAACAACUCCCCCUAAAUGGAACCCACCUCAGCAGCCAACAACUCCCCCUUAUUGGAACCCACCCCAGCAGCCUCAGCAUCCUAAACAGCAUGAUCAACAUCCUAAACAGCCACAGUGGCUUCAGCAGCCAACAACUCCCCCUAAAUGGAACCCACCUCAGCAGCCUCAGCAGCCUCAGCAGCCUCAGCAAUAUGAACAGCAAUAUGAUCAGCAGACUAAACAGCCACAGAGGCCUCAGCUGCCCCAGCAAACCUGUGAAGUUGCUGACAAUCAAAAGAUACAUUGUGGAGCUCCUGGAAUCUCUACUGAACAUUGUGAAGCUAUAAACUGCUGCUAUGGUGGAAACAUGUGCUAUUAUGGAAAAUCUGUGACCCUUCAGUGCACCAAGGAUGGUCAAUUCAUCGUGGUGGUGGCCAAAGACGCCACCCUACCUAACCUCGAUUUAGAGACAGUUUUCUUCCUUGGAGGUGGCGAAACCUGCAAUCCUGUUGGCACUACUUCAGCCUUUGCCAUCUACCAGUUCCCUGUCACUGCCUGUGGUACUGUCAUGAUGGAAGAGCCUGGCGUUAUAAUCUAUGAGAACCGGAUGUCCUCCUCUUAUGAAGUCGCUAUUGGACCCAACGGAGCCAUCACCAGGGACAGUCAAUACGAGCUGCUUUUCCAGUGUAGAUACAGUGGCACCUCAAUUGAGGCUCUAGUUAUCGAGGUUGGCCUGCUUCCUCCACCACACCCAGUGGCAGCUCCAGGACCCCUGCGCGUGGAGCUAGUGCUGGCCAAUGGAGAGUGUUCAGUCAAGGGAUGUGUGGAAGAGGAGGUGGCCUACAACUCCUUUUACGUUGACUCUGACUACCCCGUCACAAAGGUUCUCAGAGACCCUGUGUAUGCGGAAGUCCAUAUACUGGAGAGGACUGAUCCCAACAUUAUAUUGACUCUUGGAAAAUGCUGGGCAACUUCUGCUCCCUACCCUCAAAGUCUCCCUCAAUGGGACUUGCUGAUUGAUGGCUGCCCAUACCGUGAUGACCGCUAUCUGACCGCUCUGGUCCCUGUGGACGCUUCAUCAGGACUCAUGUACCCAACCCACCACAGGCGUUUUGUUUUCAAGAUGUUCACGUUUGUAUCCGGUGGAGGUGUAAAGCAACAGGCUUUGAUUCCUCUCAACGAAAAGGUGUAUAUCCACUGUGAAGCAGCCGUGUGUCAACCGUCUGUCGGAGACAAUUGUGAACCUAGGUGCUUCAGAAACAGGAGAGACGUUUCUGUCCAGAAAGGCUCCAGAGAAGAGACCACUGUGGUUAGCAGUAAGGAGCUGGUCUUCAUUCAGUAACAACAUUACAUUAUCAUGAAAUCUCUUUUUCUGAUGUUUUGUGAAAAGUGAUUGAGUUUCAAAUAAA